Messenger RNA from Culex pipiens pallens (northern house mosquito), 896 nucleotides. RefSeq lists its product as uncharacterized. Lineage: Eukaryota; Metazoa; Arthropoda; Insecta; Diptera; Culicidae. The record is from RefSeq and is a predicted model, not a curated record. Bases 183 to 608 code for a protein of 141 amino acids. The transcript has 2 exons.
UUGCGUGCAUUCUCCAGGCGAUCCAAAGCUCACACUUCUGCCUUCCAGUUUCGGUCGGAACUCCAACACGUGGGUUGGCCAGCGUUCCGGCUCCCGUAUGUUGUCCAAGAGGAUCAGGCAAGUCUUGAGUUGUUUCUUCAGGGGGUUUCGUUGGCUUCGACCAGUUGCGUACUUGUAUCAUCAUGUUGCUUAACUUCGUGCCGUACUUACAGGUCGUGUUGUUUCGUACAGACGCAGUUGACAGUCGCAGGGGCUGCCAAAAGGACUGGACGACUCGAGGGAUGAACUUCAGUACUUCCUGUUUCAUGCCGAUUGUCGGAAACCGGCAUCUUGUUCUGCUUCUCCAUGAACUUUCUCCAGGCCCGUCAGGUGUCACUCGCUUCAGUGGGUCGGCAUACACCGACCGCUCGUGUGGAUGGGAUCUUACAAUGCAGCUCAUCUGCCUCGCUUUCGCUGGUGCUGCAACUCCUGGAAACAUCAACCGCUCACCCACCAUCAGCUGCAUGCAAGCGGUAGCAGCUGUUAACGGCGCCGAGGUCGUCCUUGUACGCACCAACGCCGGCAUCGUCUUCGUUGAAUGUACCUCCGCGUGGAGCGGCAGGCUUUAACUUCACGCUCUUCGGUGUGCUGCUCCAACUCGGGUUCGUCCUCAAACGCCGUGGCUUGAGCCCGAACCGCUACUUUGCGCGCUACGCUGCUUCCAGUGGUGCUGUCCGUGUCCUGACUGAGCCCCACCUCGCGCAAAGCCACCAAGUUGGCUCUGUCAGCGAGUUGGACUCCCGCAGGAAUCACCGAGAUGGUGGAACGUGGCUGCAUCCUUUCGACGCCAGCCAACUCGUUCGCGUUGUGUAUGUCCAGAGUGUUCUUCGUCAAGUGUGUGUCGAACUUACUUGUGA